Carlito syrichta (Philippine tarsier) is the source of this 881-nucleotide messenger RNA. It is a transcript of the gene G0S2, whose product is annotated as G0/G1 switch 2. NCBI's taxonomy places the organism in Eukaryota, Metazoa, Chordata, Mammalia, Primates, Tarsiidae. Gene Ontology annotation, biological process: positive regulation of extrinsic apoptotic signaling pathway. The record is from RefSeq and is a predicted model, not a curated record. Gene Ontology annotation, cellular component: mitochondrion. The coding region runs from base 238 to 549 and encodes 103 amino acids. The transcript has 2 exons.
CCAGGGAGCGCAGGAGGCGUGUCUCGGAGAAAAGAUAUAAGCGGCCCCGGGACGCAGACCAGGUGCCAGCUGCGGAGUCUCCAUCUGGAAGAGCUGCGGCUGCCGAGAAGGAGGAGAGCGCAAAGGCCAGCCGGACCGACCGACUUGUCGACCGCCGCCUCCUCCAGCUCACGCUGCCUCCGGCUCGCGCUGCGCCACUAAGGUCAUUCCAGCUCCCAGUGAGUGCCCAGAGCCCUGAUGGAAACGGUGCAGGAGCUGAUCCCUCUGGCCAAGGAGAUGAUGGCCCAGAAGCCCAAGGGGAAGCUAGUGAAGCUGUACGUGCUGGGCAGCGUGCUGGCCCUCUUCGGCGUGGUGCUGGGCCUGGUGGAGACUGUGUGCAGUCCCUUCACGGCCGCCAGCCGUCUGCGGGACGAGGAGGCAGCCGUGGCCGAGUUGCGGGCCGCCAGAGAGCGGCAGGCUCUCCGGAAGCAAGCCCUGUUGGAGAAAGACAAGCAGCAGGAGGCCUUCCUGGGCGUCCGGGCCCUCUCCAACCGGCUACACGCCUCCUAGGAACGGUGGGAGACCGACCGGAGGUGUGGGAGAGACAAGCAACCGACGGAGAGACGGGAGGAAGCCGGAGGGAGAGCACGCACAAGCCCGACUCAGCUGGGAGACAGCAGAAGCGUGUGCUGUUUGGACCUCCUUUGGAGGAGUCACUGACAUCUAGAACUGACCUCCCACACAGAUCCACCAAAAGGAGUUUGGGAUGGAGUUUUGCUGCUGUGCAGCACUGCAUUGUGAUGACGUGUCCAAGUUUCUUUGAUUUAUCUAAAUGCAUCUACCAUUUUGCACUAAGGAGAAAAGAGAAAUGCUUUUUAUAUCAUCAUCAUCAUUAUUAUUAU